GGUGGGUGAGAGAGAGAGAGAGAGAAUCGUGUGUGGUUUGUGUGUGUGUGGAGUUAAUUUUCAUUCAUAGACUUUACUGAGAAUAGAAGAACCUGAAACUGAAGAAGGGACUAGAAGAGAAGGAAAGAGAAACCAAAAACACAAUGAAACAGAGCAUCUUCAUUUUCGUUCUCUGUUUCGCCAUUUUUGAUUGCAGUUGAAGUUCGAGUGGUAUAGGACCCGACCCAAGAAGGGUUUCUUUUCUGUUUUGUUUUCCUAUUUGGGUUUUGAUCCGGCGAUCAAAUGGCCAAGACGGGUGUUUUCGAUUCUGAUCCAACGGUGAUGCACAAACCCACGUCUGAAUUGAAGAGGGAGCUUCAGAGACUCGUGAACGCCAUAGUCGGAGAUGAGGAUUACAGCACUGAAAUCAUCGAUCAGGCUAAGAACACCCUUCUUGCUAUCAGAGAAUUCAAGCUUAGAAAGCGAUCCCACUCUUUGAAGCACCAAGAUACACUUUCGUGUCCUCAAGAGUUUCGCUGCCCACUCUCCAAGGAGUUGAUGAGAGAUCCCGUUAUUGUUGCCUCCGGUCAGACAUAUGAUAGACCCUUUAUCCAGAAGUGGCUAAAGGCAGGCAACCGGACAUGCCCUCUUACUCAACAAGUCCUCUCACACACAAUUCUCACCCCUAAUCACUUGAUUCGGGAAAUGAUAUCACAGUGGUGUAAGUGUCGAGGUAUUGAAUUGUCAGACCCCGAUCUCUAUUUAAAUGAAGAUGGUAUCACAGAAGCCGAUCGAGACCAUUUUCUUUCGUUGCUGGGGAAGAUGUCUUUAUCACUACCCGAUCAGAAAGUAGCUGCAAAGGAGCUCCGAAUGUUGACUAAAAGGAUGCCAUCAUUUCGGGCGCUUUUUGGAGAGUCGUUAGAGUCCAUUCCUCAAUUGCUUCGUCCACUCUCGGAAGGCAAGUCUCAGACCGGUAUUCAUCCUGAGGUUCAAGAAGAUGUGAUCACAACGCUCUUGAAUCUUUCUAUCCACGACAACAACAAGAAGCUUGUUGCAGAGACCCCUAUGGUAAUUCCUGUUCUCAUGGAGGCACUCAAAUCAGGAACCAUCGAGACAAGGAGCAAUGCAGCUGCAGCCCUCUUCACAUUGUCUGCUAUUGACUCCAAUAAGGCGCUCAUUGGGAAAUCCGGGGCCCUAAAGCCACUUGUUGAUCUCUUAGAAGAAGGGCAUCCUUUAGCUAUGAAGGAUGUUGCCUCAGCAAUUUUCAAUCUGUGUAUCAUCCACGAGAACAGGACAAGAGUGGUGCGUGAUGGUGUGGUCGGGGUAAUUCUCGAUAAGAUAACAAACAGAACACAUGUAGACGAGUUGUUGACUCUGCUUGCAAUGUUUGCAACCCAUCAAAAGGCUGUGGAAGAAAUGGGAGAGCUCGGAGCUGUUCCUUGCUUGCUCGGCAUUAUCAGAGAAAAUGCUUGCGACCGUACCAAGGAGAAUUCAAUUGCUAUUCUCCAUGCUAUCUGUUAUAACGAUCGAACCAAGUGGAAGGAAAUGAGGGAAGAAGAGAAAAUGUAUGGAACAAUAUCUAAGCUCGCCCAGACCGGCACAUCCAGAGCCAAGAGAAAAGCUAGUGGCAUUCUUGAGAGACUUAACAGGGCUGUCAAUUUGACACACACUGCAUAAUUUGGAUAUUUUGGUGCCACCACAGACUCCACUGUGGCUGUAAAUUCUGCAUCUUUUUUCAAAGCAACAUUGUCCUAUAUGCAACUUUUGCCUCUCUCAGGCUUCCUAUGGUCUUUCUCAACCAUCCCUCUGUAAAUUCUUUGUUUCUUGUGAGUGUUUAAAUUUCAGGUUCAUGGUCAGUUAGUCAAUGUGAAUAAAUACAAUACAAGCUUUUUAUUUUUUA
Humulus lupulus (European hop) is the source of this 1879-nucleotide messenger RNA. RefSeq names its product U-box domain-containing protein 9. The transcript has 2 exons. Gene Ontology annotation, molecular function: protein binding; ubiquitin-protein transferase activity. The record is from RefSeq and is a predicted model, not a curated record. Bases 283 to 1656 code for a protein of 457 amino acids. Lineage: Eukaryota; Viridiplantae; Streptophyta; Magnoliopsida; Rosales; Cannabaceae. Gene Ontology annotation, biological process: protein ubiquitination. Gene Ontology annotation, cellular component: cytoplasm; nucleus.